AUGGCUUUCUCUUAUAUCCCGUUCUGGACGGCGUCCUCUCUACCAGACCACUGCACGCCGACCUCUCCCCUCUUGUCUGAAUUAUCCCUAUAUCUUGGGUUUUGCAUACCUACCCCUCUUGCCGCGCUCUCUACUCUCCUCGGCACCCUGUCAAUAGUGUCAUGGUUAUUCGCGCAGAUGCCACAGAUUUUCAAAAACUAUUAUAUCAAAUCCACUGCGGGUCUCUCGAUUUUCUUCCUGAGCGAGUGGUUACUAGGCGAUUUGGCCAACCUUCUUGGAGCGAUAUUCACCAAGCAAGCUGGCUGGCAGAUCAUAAUCGCAACCUACUACGUCUUCGUUGAUAUGUGCCUAGUGGUUCAGUACUUCUGGUACAGUUACGCCGCGAAGUGGAUAUAUGAGGAAAGUCUCCAUUCCACAGGGAGCAGCGAUAUCGACGACGCCGAUAGUGCCAUUAUAAAUGGGCUGUCACCCAUCAACUCCAAUUUCGCCAGUGAGGGCCCGGAACUCAGGGACUCCAACGACUAUGCUCCGAAACGAUCAGAUCCCACAGAUGUCACUGCUCCUCAGUUUUCCGCUGUAAAUUAUGGCGAAAAGAAAGGAACUUCGCCUCAAGAUAUUGUCUACGGGGACAAAUUUGGGUCGAGUUGGAUGGCUUCGCCCUCUCCACGCACUCUUCUAUAUGCGGCUACUAUGGCUUCCUUGGCCUCCAAUGUGGCAGCUGCUCCAGUACCUUUUCCUUCCGACCACCAUGUGCAUGGAAUUCAUCUCUUCCGCGUCGACACCCCUCUCGAGAUUACCGGUACUAUCUUGUCGUGGUGCUCCACCUUCCUAUACCUUGGGUCAAGAUUACCUCAACUGUACAAAAACUGGCGCCGGCAGUCAACUGCUGGCCUCUCCCCGCUUUUAUUUAUCGCUGCGUUUUGCGGCAACUUCUUUUACUCUGCCUCCUUGAUCACCAACCCGAACGCAUGGAGCGAUUACGAGCCAUACGGACAUCACGGUUGGGUGGAUGCGGACGGGAACCAGAGAUGGGCAUGGGUGGCCCGAGCAGCGCCAUUCUUUCUGGGGGCUGCAGGAGUGCUCAUGAUGGAUGCCUUGAUGGGUGUCCAGUUUAUCAUGUAUGGGGAGCGAGAAGACAGAAUCGUGAAGGUAAGAGAUUCGCACGGGUAUAGUCAUUGGGAGCGAGUCAAUGGAUGGAUGAGAGGCUGGAUCCCGGCCAUGGUCGGAAAGGAUAGAGUCGUGGAUAUGGCCCAAAGCCAGCGACUCCUGCAUGAGAGCGGGCAUUUGAGUCUGAGUCGGCGACGAAGUCACCAUCACGUCGACUACGGGGUUGGCUCGUCCAACAAUUAUGCGUACUUGGUCAGCGAUGACGAGACCAAGGACGCUGUGAUCAUUGAUCCAGCAAAUCCUCCAGAAGUCCUUCCUGUCCUCGAGGAGAAAUCCAAAUCUCUAAACCUAACUGCAAUCAUGAACACACACCAUCACUGGGACCAUGCUGGCGGAAACAAAAAGAUGCUGUCCGCCUUGCCCUCCCAAUUGCCCGUUAUCGGAGGCCAGGGCUGCGAAUGCGUUACAAAGACUCCUCCCCAUGGGUCAACAUUCUCGAUAGGCAAGAAUAUCGAAGUCACCGCCCUGCACACGCCCUGCCAUACACAGGACAGUAUUUGUUGGUACAUGCAAGAUAAGUCCACAAACGAACGAGUCGUGUUUACUGGUGACACGUUGUUUAUCGGCGGCUGCGGUAAAUUCUUUGAGGGCAAUGGUACAGAAAUGAAUACAGCUCUCAACGAGAUCUUGGCUUCCUUACCGGAUGAUACAAAGAUCUACCCCGGGCACGAGUACACAAAAUCCAAUGUUAAGUUCUUGAAGAAAGUCGACGGGAACAACCCGGCGGUGAAAAUGCUGGAGAAGUUUGCGGAGGAGAACCGGGAAACACAAGGAAAGUUUACCAUUGGUCAGGAAAAGGAAUAUAAUGUGUUUAUGCGAGUAAAGACGGAGGAGAUGAAGAAGGCCACGGGGAAGAGUGAGCCUAGCGAGGUGAUGACUAAAUUGAGGGAGAUGAAGAACGCAAGUUAA
This is a messenger RNA of Cladophialophora bantiana CBS 173.52, 2076 nucleotides long. RefSeq names its product hydroxyacylglutathione hydrolase. The record is from RefSeq and is a predicted model, not a curated record. Gene Ontology annotation, molecular function: hydroxyacylglutathione hydrolase activity. The transcript has 4 exons. The coding region runs from base 1 to 2076 and encodes 691 amino acids. NCBI's taxonomy places the organism in Eukaryota, Fungi, Ascomycota, Eurotiomycetes, Chaetothyriales, Herpotrichiellaceae.